Molecule: messenger RNA, 4886 nt
Organism: Adelges cooleyi (spruce gall adelgid)
Lineage: Eukaryota; Metazoa; Arthropoda; Insecta; Hemiptera; Adelgidae
Exons: 10
Coding region: 849-3353 (834 amino acids)
Source: RefSeq, a predicted model, not a curated record
GGAGACCAAACGGGACGAAGAGAGCCGGAACACAGCCGGAAUACAGCAGGAAACUAUUGAUAACGGAGACAAAAAUCAGUCAUGCGGUAGCCGGCCAAGACGAAGGGGCGUGCCCGUAGAAAACAGCUGGCAGCGGCAAGAGGAAGCGGAGAAUGGUAUAGUGAGAGUGGGGGUAUGGUAUAUAACCUACGUCCACCGAAGCUAAUCGGUUAGUCUGCAAGAGAGCGCGGUAUGAGCAACAUCGAAUCACAGCCCUGAAGAUGGAACGUGCAAGUGUUCCAAAACGUUGGCGAACUAGUCAAGACAUCCGAGUGGGAGUAACCUCAAUUUAUGUAAAUAGUGUAUCAUAAUACCCCACUCAAGUUUCAAUAAUUUUUUAAAAAACUAAUUAUUAGUAGUUAAUAAAAAAAAACAUUCUGAUAACUAUUAUAACAACAAUAGGUCAUCGCUACUGUUUUAAUUUAACUUUAUAAUCUAUUCUUUGAGAAAUAAUUAUUAUUUCAUUGAUUGUGGCAUUAAAUUUGGUGAACAAAUAUCAAUCCCGCUACAUUAACAAAGCAUUCACGUGUCUAGUUAUAAUAAACGCAAAAACCAUUAUUAUUGAAAUACUUUUUUUUCAUCCAUGUAAACACAAGCAAAUGGAAUGGAAAAAUUAUUGCAAAAAUAUAUCAAUAAAUGGACUGUGCGUAGAGAGAAAAACACCACUAUGUCGUUGAAUAAUGGAAACAUUAAAAGACUUGGCAGAAGUUAAGCGGACACAGUUGAAUGAUUACCGAACGGACAGAAAAUAUUAUCAUAGUCAAGCACAAUGAAGAAAACGACAAGUGGUUGACCAUGACAAGGUAGCGAUGAUGAACGGGGAUCGCCCAGAUGACGAUGGCGGUGUCAGUGGCAGCAGCAGCAGCAGCAGCAGCGGUGACGGCGACACAGACUUCAGCCCCGCCGCUGUCAACUACAAGACAAGAAAGCGACCGGUAACCACGGUAUAUACCAUAACCGGUAACGGUACGGACCACGGUGGCGAUUCUUGUUCGUGCUGCGUACAUCAACCCGAGUCGGUGCGCCGCAGCCCCGUGGUCGGUAACCGCGCCGGUCAGCAGCUGAAGCCCAGGCCGCGGACAUGGACUUGUGGUACAGGGUUGUCGCGAAGCCGGACUUUUACCAGCAACUACGAACGAGCUAUAUCGUCGUUGUUGUGGCAGCCUUACGAAUGCCGAUCGUCGACCAAUUCGCUAAACGACGACGGCGACGUGGCCGUGUGGCUAAACGCAACCGGUCGGUACGAGCCACUGUCCAGCAGGUCAUCGCUCAGCUUGUCCACCAUACCCAGGUCGGAAGGUUCGUGCUCGUCGUCCGUGUGUCGUUUGCUCGACGACGGCGGCGGCUAUGACAGAGACAAGACGCCGUCGUCUUCGAUGCCUUGCUGGUGUUCGUCCGCGGCUGACCCAGAUACGGCGGCGGCGGCCGGACGAACGUCAACCGGUUACCGGGUACAGCCGCACGGAGCGCUGCCGCAGCACGGUUGCCGAGGAGCGGUCGCCGCGUGUCCGCCGCCGUCGAGAAGGACGCCGUCAAACGUAAAGCGUCCGUCGUCGGUGUCGGUGUGGCCGCGUGGUGUUUACAGUGUCGGUGCCGUUGGUGCUAGUGAUUGGUGUUGUGAUAACGUCGUUUGCGACGAACAGGACGACGACGACGUCGACGAAGACGAGGAUUACGACGAGCCCGUCGACCGCGAUGGUGUUGACCGAUCAGUGCGCGUCGUGAUGAAUAACCCGAGCGGCAAUAGCUUAGUAAUGCACGGCGGCGGCGUGGUCGUCGACACGACGGCGGUCGGCAGGCCGCCGUCGUCCGACGCCAAACCGUCGUCGCAUCCGGCCGCCGAGCGGACGUACGCGUCCACCGAGGCGCAGACGGACGAGACGGCGUGCUCGUCCGCGUACAGGGAACAGCGGCGGCGGGAACGACGGGAACGCCGGCAGCAGCAGCGGCGCGUCCACCCGCCGCCGCCACCGCCUCCGUUGCCACCGGUGUCCAUGGCCGUGCCCGUCGACCACCGUCCGGACAGGCUGCCCGAUCUGUUGCUCAACUCGCAUUUGCCGCCGCCGCUGUACACCACGGUGGGCGGCGGCUGCGACGUCGCGGCCCGGGCCAACCUGCAGGCCGCCCUGUUGCCCACUUUCCAGCAUCCCCAUCAUCUUCCGGCCGUUGCGCCGGGGCCCGUCGGUCCGGCCGUCAACACGCCCGGAGGAUUCCGCCUGCCGUUCGGAUUCAUUCCUACCAGGAGACGAAGGUCUCUGCACUAUUGCAGCGAAGAAGAUACGCCCAAGUCAUGCUGUGGCCUGUUGACGUUACCCGACGCCACCAGCACCGUAUCCAUCAGAUGGUUCAUAGGCAUAGUCUUUGUAGCUGGAAUUUGUUCGGCUCUAGUCGGGACGGUGUUGGGUGCGACCAGAGCAUCCGGCAGAGAACACCUCACCGUCGCUUUGCUCAUGAUAGGUGUAGGUGUCAUUCUGGUGGCCAUUAGCGGUAUAGCGUGGCGUUUGACGGCCGGCCACGAAGCGUCUUCGUGCGGUGCUGUUUUCGGUUUAGGUCGUUCGCUGGACGAUGCGACUGAGGCGAACAGGAGGUUUGUUCCUAGACUGCCGCCAUCCUAUGGACGUCCACAUCAUCCCUAUGCAGCCAUGAUAUACCCUGAAUUCGAAUACAGAGCGCCGCCGCCUUCGUACCAAGCGUCCAUGCAAGAGUAUCGGUUGAGGCUGUUGCUGUUGGACAGGCAGACCAGCAUGCCUCCGGUAACUGCCUCGCCGCCGCCGACUUACCGGUCGCAACCAGGCACUCUUAUAAGAGGUCAAAAUCCCUGUUGCCGCGACCCCGGCGACCUGUACCUGUACCAGCCGUCGGCACUGAUCAACCCGGCCGACUACAGCGGGCCUCCCAGCUACCGUUCCCGGACCAGCACCAUGCGACCCGGCUGCCACCUCAUUGAUCCCGUGGGAUCGACCAUGGGCAGUCACAACCACAGCCGGAACCCGUCGCAGCUGAGCAGUGCCAUGUCCGAAGCGGUGGGCGGCGGCGGUGGCGGCCUGGUGGCCGUGGACAACAAAGUGCCUGUGGUCGAGGACGGCGUCCGCGACAUUGUCGUGGUGGACGAGAAGCCGGAUCACCACGGUGGUUCCGUCACCAUCGUACAGACGUCGACAACGGGGCCGCCGUCGGUGACCCGCUGCAACCAGCAGCCGUCGUUGGCCAACAACGGUGGCACGGUGGUCGUGACCGUCUCGGGCGUGGCCAACGAUACGGCCGCCAACGUCCGGUGCCGUGAAACGGAAAUGGAAAUUUUGGCUCACUUAUGAUAAAAACAAAAAUCUUAUAAAAUUGUUUCUUACAUUUUAUAUUUAUUUACAUAAUAUUAUCAUAAUAUAGUUUAUAUACGGAUGUUAUCAUUCAUUUUUUCCUAUUAUAUAUCAUUUGUAAACCGCUUUGGAGCCACUUGGAAAACUAUUAUUUAAUAUAUACAUCAAUGUGCACAUAUUUUUUAUCCCAUAACCUAGUUUAUAAGUAUUCAAACCCAACCCGAGCCCUCGCCCCCAAUUUUUAUUUUAAACGAUUAACAAAUUUAGUAUUAUAUUGCAUGCCCAACCAAACUGUUAUCAGAUUUAUUCGAAUCGACAAAAUCGUACGUUUAAUCGGAUAACGUCUUUUUAAAGUACCGUUAGUCAACUCGCAAGUGUUCUAUAAGAAAUAUAUUUAAGUGUUACUAAUUAAAUGUUAAGCCAAAGGGUAAUAUUUAAAUAAUUAUAUUUUAUACAUAAAAUAAUGAUAAUAAUUAAAUUAAAACCAUCAGAUAUUUUGUAUUACUUAAUUUUCUGUUUAAACGUUAUGUUAGUUGUGUACGGAUAAAAUGAAUAAAAUAACCAUUUUUGCUUAAAAAAAUUAUAUAUUCAUAUAUAUUUUUAAUAAUAAAUUCAUAUCCUUACAAACAAGUUUUGUUAUAACUUUAAACAGAAAAUCAAUCGAUAGAAGUCUCUGUUGUCCUCGGUUGAGGUGAAUUUGUUUUGGAUCGAUACACUUUUGUACGGUUUCCUUGUCGACAGUGUAACGGCACAAAAUAAUAUUACCUUACUGCUUAUUUUAUGAUAUUAUAUGGUUUCAAACAACAAUACAAUUUAUUAAAUUAUUAUUACAACCAACUUUUUCGAACAAAGCCUCAGUAUGUAAUUUGUUUAAAAAAAUACACACAUAAUGUAUUAUAAGUAAUAUAUAAACAUUUUUAGCGCUCACUCUGUAACCGGUUAAGUAGAUAGUAAAUGUUUUAUUUUUUAUUUUAUAUUACGCAGUUACCUCGUCUAUGAUCGAAAACAAUAUUAUUUUUUAUUUAAUAUCGACUUCUUUUUGUACAUAUUUAUAUAUUGUAUACUUAUUAUUUAUUUAGUGUCCUCGUUGUAAACGUUUUCAGAGCUGUACUCCAAAGUGUAGCGUGCAAAUUACAAAACAAAUAACUUGAAUGUAUUAUGUAGAUAGACACAAUGAGAAAAUAGCUCAGUUAAUUACACAAAAAAAAAACACAAUUUAAUAAGUUGUGCUCGGGCUACGAUUUUAGGUACUACUUGAAUAGACUUUUUUUUUUUUUAAUGAACUGUUGUUAAAUUAUUACAUUAUAAAUAUUUGUUGAGUAUUACAUGUUUUUUUUUGUUAACCAUAUUAUGCUAUAAUUAGUCUUAAGGUCAUGUGAAGAUUUUAGAUGUGAUGUAUUGUCUAAGUUAUUGUAAAAUAAAAAAAAACGUUUCGACGGUCGCGCAAAAUAUAUUGUGUUACUAUAUUUUGUGUCGGCGUUAAUAAUAUUUGUACAAAAUCAUUGUGAUUAUAUAAUAAUAUGAUAAUAUUAU